UCUCUCUUUACGCUUUCCUUCUUUCCCAAACUACCCCUUCAUUCCUUGUCUUUCUCUCUCCGUCUUGUCAGAUCUCUCAUGGGGCUGAUGGGUAUUUGGGGUAAUUCACACCCUCUGCCCGUAUUCCUCGGCAGCCCUGAUUUGCUUUUGUAGUCUUCGAUUCUAUAAAAAAAAGUAAGAACCGAUAAUUCACAGUAUGUGUUGAUUUUUAAUUUUCAUUUAUUUUUUUAAUAUUAUUCACACAAGGUAUAAUUGAUUUGUAUAUUAUUUUGAAGCGUAGAAUUGGUCUGUGUCCUCUGUUGAGAUUUCAAUAUCUUUGAGGAGUAGACAGUUUCUAGGUACUUUUGGACUGAGAUUAUCUGAUACAGCUUGUACCGUGCUUGAUCAAGGGUUUCUUCAAGCUUUCGUUGAAGGUGAAAGCAUGUAAUCUGAGGCAUUUUGACUCUUUUUUAGGCCUCAAAUGUAAUAUUUUUCGGUUUUUUUCAUGAAUUGGGUCAUCUGAUUUUGCUGGGUAUUUGAGGGAGUGAUACUUGGGAGUGGAAGACCUAUUGGGUAAAUUUCUUUGCUCUUCAUAUCCUUGAUUUUUAUGCUUUUGACUGAUUUUAUGAACUGGUUUUGAGCUAUUGUACAUGAUUGGUGGUGGGUUUUUGAGCAAAGAAAUUUGAAACUGAAGGACUUGUUGGAAAUCUUUUUGGGGUUGUGUAAAAGGGGUGGUGUUGGGUGGAAAAGAGAAGGGUGUUUGGUGAAAUUCGGUUUUUGGGGGGUUAUUGAUGAUAUCUGGGUCUGAGGUUAGGGUUUGUGGAAGAUGGGAUUAAGUGGUGAUGGUUUAAAAGUGGAGUCUUGGGAUGUGGGAAAACCAAAAGAUAAGAAGAAGAAGAAGAAGAAUAAAGAGUGUGCUGUGAAAGAAACUGGGUGUUGUAUUAAGUGGAGGUUUAUUGGCAGCUGUAUUUCUUCAAGAUCUAAAGUUGACAGCUCUCUCAGUGGCAUCAGUACUCAAUGUGAAAGUAAGUCUACAAAUGAUACCAGCAGGGACCAACCGGUUGCUCCAGUUGUCUCAUCAAGUGCCACAAGUAAUGCAGAAAGUAAUUCAUCUACUUCAAAACUUGAGGAGGAACUUAAAGUUGCUUCUCGGCUCCGGAAGUUCACAUUUAAUGAUCUUAAGUUGGCAACAAGGAAUUUUAGGCCAGAGAGUCUUCUGGGUGAAGGGGGUUUUGGAUGCGUUUUCAAGGGAUGGAUUGAAGAGAAUGGAACUGCACCGGUAAAACCUGGCACAGGACUUACGGUUGCUGUGAAAACCCUCAAUCAUGAUGGGCUUCAGGGUCACAAAGAAUGGCUGGUUUGAUGCUUUUCUUAAUCCAUUCACUGAACUCUUUUCUUCUUCUUCUGGCAGUUUUAUAAUAAUGCUGAGUUCUCAUUUAGUUCUUGCCCUUCUGAAGCAUUGUCUUAUUUGGCAGGCUGAAGUGAGUUUUCUUGGUGAUCUCAUUCAUCCUAAUUUGGUUAAAUUGAUUGGUUAUUCCAUUGAAGACGAUCAAAGGCUGCUAGUGUAUGAGUUCAUGCCCCGGGGAAGUUUGGAGAACCACCUCUUUAGAAGGUCUUUGCCUCUUCCAUGGUCCAUCAGGAUGAAAAUUGCUCUUGGUGCUGCAAAGGGUCUUGCCUUCCUUCAUGAGGAGGCAGAAAGACCGGUGAUAUACCGUGAUUUCAAAACAUCCAACAUUUUACUAGAUGCAGAGUACAAUGCCAAACUUUCUGAUUUUGGACUUGCCAAAGAUGGUCCAGAGGGUGAUAAGACUCAUGUCUCUACUCGUGUAAUGGGAACCUAUGGUUACGCUGCCCCAGAAUAUGUAAUGACAGGACAUCUUACAUCGAAGAGUGAUGUCUACAGCUUUGGUGUAGUUCUACUUGAGAUGCUGACUGGUAGAAGAUCAAUGGACAAAAACCGCCCUAAUGGGGAACACAACCUUGUGGAAUGGGCACGACAACAUCUGGGAGAGAGGAGGAAGUUUUAUAGGCUGAUAGACCCUCGGCUUGAAGGUCAUUUUUCGAUAAAAGGUGCCCAAAAAGCUGCACAGUUGGCUGCCCGCUGCCUCAGCCGAGAUUCUAAAGCCAGGCCUCUCAUGAGUGAAGUUGUGGAAGUCUUGAAGCCUCUGCCAAGCCUCAAGGACAUGGCUAGCUCAUCAUACUACUUCCAAACCAUGCAAGCUGACCGCGUUGGGUCAAGCCCAAACGCUAAGAAUGGAGUUCGAACACAGGCUGGACUGCUUUCGCGAAAUGGUCAGCACCAUCCGAGAAGCCUCUCGAUAUCAAAUGGUUCUCAUGCCUCUCCAUAUCACCAUCAGGUUCCCCAGAAAUCACCAAAACCAAACGGUAAACCAUAGUGGGCUGGUAAUUAUCUGUUUCUUUCACCCACCCACCCACCGUUCUGACGAUUCGUUUGUUUUUCUUCUCCCUCCCCAUGAAAUCAUAUGUUGUCUGCUCAAUUGUUCUUAGACGACUGGCAAAAGAAAGAGGUGAACACUUUUGCAUUUUGUUGUGGAUCUUCCAGUUGGGGGAGAAUGUAAUGUUAAGGGGAUCUGAAGUCUAUGGCUUAAAUUUUCUGUUUGGAAAUAUUGAACA
This is a messenger RNA of Ilex paraguariensis (yerba mate), 2613 nucleotides long. NCBI's taxonomy places the organism in Eukaryota, Viridiplantae, Streptophyta, Magnoliopsida, Aquifoliales, Aquifoliaceae. The record is from the annotation of a GenBank genome assembly.